This is a messenger RNA of Sorghum bicolor (sorghum), 1314 nucleotides long. Its product is annotated as vacuolar protein sorting-associated protein 32 homolog 2. NCBI's taxonomy places the organism in Eukaryota, Viridiplantae, Streptophyta, Magnoliopsida, Poales, Poaceae. The record is from RefSeq and is a predicted model, not a curated record. The coding region runs from base 269 to 943 and encodes 224 amino acids. The transcript has 8 exons. Gene Ontology annotation, cellular component: multivesicular body; ESCRT III complex; cytoplasmic side of plasma membrane. Gene Ontology annotation, biological process: vesicle budding from membrane; late endosome to vacuole transport via multivesicular body sorting pathway.
GACCCCGAGUCGCUGACGUCCGCCUGAUGACUGACUAUCUUCCUUCUCCGGCCGGGUAAAAGCAAAGGCAACGACUCCGCGUCCCGCUUCCCUUUCCCCCGUAAGAACCCACCGCACGGCGGACAUCACGAUCCCCACCGGCCGGCGUAGCGGAGAUCGCGAGUUACAACGGGGAAGCGAGGAAGCUCCCUCGAUCCCAUCCCACGCAGAUUCGUUUGGGUCGCGGUCGUGGUGAAUAAAUUGGUAGGUGGCAAGGGGAGAAGCGGCGAUGUCGGGCGUGUUCGGCAGGGUGUUCGGGAAGUCCAAGGCGCAGAGCCAGGCCACCGCGCUGGCCUCGCUCGACAAGCUCAACGAGACACUUGAAAUGUUGGAAAAGAAGGAAAACUUACUAGUGAAAAAGGCCAAUCUUGAGGUCGAGAAGGCCAAGAAUUUUACCAAAGCCAAGAAUAAAAGAGCCGCAAUACAGUGCUUGAAGAGGAAGAGGCUAUACGAGCAACAGAUUGAGCAGCUUGGAAAUUUCCAGCUCAGGAUACAUGAUCAGAUGAUUAUGCUGGAAGCCGCAAAAGCUACAACAGAGACCGUGGAUGCAUUGAGAACUGGAGCAUCGGCAAUGAAAGCUAUGCAUAAAUCAACAAAUAUUGACGAUGUUGAUAAAACCAUGGAUGAAAUCAAUGACAAUAUGGAGAACAUGAGACAAAUUCAGGAUCUGUUGUCAGCGCCUAUGGGAGCAGCAGCUGAUUUUGAUGAGGAUGAACUGGAAGCUGAACUUGCCGAUCUGGAGGGGGAGGAGUUGGAGGCAGAGCUGCUUGCACCUACCACAACAGCUCCGUCCACAGCUCCAGUGCGUGUACCUACUGCUCAGCAGUCCACUAGGCCAUCUGCCCAGAGUAGCAAAGCUGAAGAUGACGAGCUGGCAGCUCUACAAGCAGAAAUGGCUAUGUAAUUAUAGAUUACUAAGAUCUGCAGUUUCUCCAUCGCCAUAGGCCGUGUGGCCCCAAUCAGUCAUCAUUAGAAGACUUAUACAUUGCCUAUAAAAAAAAGGAGACUUAUACAUUGUAUAUUACAGGCAUUGGCAUGAUCAUCUUGGAUUCAGAUUCUGUGGAUAUCUCGGAACUCUGGUACAGUCAUGAGGGUCGUCCUAGGAAGACCGUCAGAAUUCAGAACCACAAAUACAAGCUGCAUACCAGCCUAGCUUCUUAUGUAUCAUAGCAUGAUAUGUUAGUGUUUUGUAAUGGAAUAUUUCAGAUGGGCUAAUAAACAUAUUUCUACUAAUAAAUUGGGUUAUGUCAGUAUUAUGUUCUUCAGGUUUUGCCA